AAAAAUCAUCUGUCAUCCUAUCAAAAAAUUCCAGAUGUAAUUCAAAAAUUGACAUUUUUCUUAUUGAUAUACACCUGUAUUUUCUAAUAGAUCAUCAAAUUUCCCUUCUCCAUUUGAUAUUGGAGAUAUUCACGAGCCAAGAAAAGUUAUUUACAGUUAUAUGAAUUGAGGAUUAGUUCCGAUAGUGGUAUGCUAUUUUUUAGUCUCUAAACAAUUUCAGGUCGUCAAUUACGAAAAUAUGGAAGCUUUGAGUCCUUUAGAUCCUAGUUCAUUUGCAAGGCCAGAGCUUGCCUUGGUGACUGAUAUCGAAUUAAAUCUUAGUGUUAGCUUUGAAAAAAAAAUAUUCACUGGUUUUGUUAUUCUAAAAGUACAAAAACUUGAUGAAAGCACAAAUGAAGUUAUUCUAGAUUCUAAAGAUUUGGCAAUUCAAAAAGUAACAGAGUUGGACCUGAACAUUGACGUGAAAUAUGAAAUCGGAGAACAAGUUGGAGAAUUUGGACAGAAGUUGACAAUUGAAUUACCAAGUAAAAGCAGUAAAAAUUAUGUACUCAAAAUUGAGUAUGAAACAAGUCCAAAUGCUAGUGGCUUACAGUGGCUUUCGCCAGAUCAAACUUCUGGGAAAAAACACCCAUAUUUAUUCAGUCAGUUCCAGGCAGUUCAUGCUAGAUCAUUUUUACCAUGCCAAGAUACGCCAGGGGUGAAGACCAAGUACUCAGCUACAAUAUCUGCUCCAGCACAAUUAACAGUCCUUAUGUCUGCAAUCAGAGAUCACAUUAGAGAACUUCAUGAUGGCAAACUAUUCCACUUUGUUCAAGAUGUUCCAAUUCCAUCUUAUCUCAUUGCGAUCGCUAUAGGAGCAUUGGAAUCAAGAAAAAUAGGGCCCCGUUCUCAUGUAUGGGCCGAAAAAGAAAUAAUUGAAGAGAGUGCCUUUGAAUUUGCCAAUACCGAACAUCAGUUGCAAACUGCUGAAGCUAUUUGCGGACCUUACGUUUGGGGCAUUUACGAUCUGUUGGUGUUACCUCCAAGUUUUCCCUAUGGGGGCAUGGAGAAUCCUUGUUUGACUUUCGUUACACCAACACUAUUGGCAGGUGACCGAUCAUUGGUCAAUGUGGUGGCACACGAGAUAGCACACAGUUGGACUGGAAAUCUGGUGACUAAUAAGAAUUUCGAGCAUUUCUGGUUGAAUGAGGGUUUUACAGUUUUCAUUGAGAGAAAAAUAUUGGGGAGAUUGCUAACGCCUCAGGAGCAGGACUUUCAAGCACUUGAAGGGCUUGCUGAUCUGACAAACUGUGUUAAACGUUUGGGUAAAGAUAAUCCCCUAACAAAGUUAGUUGUUGAUUUGAAAGGUCUACAUCCUGACGACGCAUUUUCCACUAUACCCUAUGAGAAAGGUCAAACAUUCUUGAGAUACUUGGAAGAAGCAGUCGGAGGACCAAGUGUUUUUGAGCCCUUCCUACGCAAGUACUUCGACACUUACAAAUUCAAAUCGGUGGACACCACAGAUUUUAAGACGUUCUUCAUCAAGGAGUUCUGCCCCUGCGGCAAAGAUAACAAGGUGAAACACAUCGAUUGGGAUCUGUGGCUCCACGGAACAGGGCUACCACCUCACAUACCCGACUACGAUACGAUAAUUGGUGAGGUGUCAGUACAGCUCUGCUCGAAACUGUCAUCGUGGAACGAAACUGCUGAACCUCCUCCAAUCACUGCUGAAGACGUGAAAUCAAUGUCUGCCAGUCAAAUCAUCUAUUUUCUGCAACUGGUGCUGGACGAACAAUCUGUUUGGAGUAUAAUAAAGCUGAAGGAAGUUGAAAAAAUCUUCUCGUUGGCCAAGAAUAAGAAUUCAGAGAUCAAACUGAGGUGGCUGAGGAUUUGCCUGAAAGCGAAGUGGGAGGAGAAAAUACCGGUAGUUUUAAGUUGGUUGAACGAAGUUGGUAGGAUGAAAUAUGUUAGACCGUUGUAUAGGGACUUGUACGGUUGGGAAGCUGCAAGGAGUAAAGCUAUCGACAAUUUUAAGGCUAAUAAGAGAUGUAUGAUGCAUGUUUCCGCUUAUACUGUUGAGAAGGAUCUGCAUUUGAAUGAAUAAAGUUCUAUAAACUGUU
Molecule: messenger RNA, 2099 nt
Organism: Harmonia axyridis
Lineage: Eukaryota; Metazoa; Arthropoda; Insecta; Coleoptera; Coccinellidae
Product: leukotriene A-4 hydrolase
Exons: 10
Coding region: 239-2083 (614 amino acids)
Biological process (GO): proteolysis; peptide catabolic process
Cellular component (GO): cytosol
Molecular function (GO): aminopeptidase activity; epoxide hydrolase activity; metallopeptidase activity
Source: RefSeq, a predicted model, not a curated record